Eurytemora carolleeae is the source of this 1491-nucleotide messenger RNA. RefSeq names its product hexokinase type 2. Gene Ontology annotation, molecular function: ATP binding; fructokinase activity; D-glucose binding. The record is from RefSeq and is a predicted model, not a curated record. Gene Ontology annotation, biological process: glycolytic process; glucose 6-phosphate metabolic process; intracellular glucose homeostasis. Gene Ontology annotation, cellular component: mitochondrion; cytosol. NCBI's taxonomy places the organism in Eukaryota, Metazoa, Arthropoda, Copepoda, Calanoida, Temoridae.
GCGUAGGAUGAAAAUGAGAGAGGAUCGGGUUCUGCAGAGAAGUCUGAGCGUGAAGAUCCUGUCCUACCAACCUAAGAUUAUCACUGACACAAGGAGGAAAAUUGAAGAUCUCUGCAGGGAUCUUGUUGUGAACAAUGAUCAUAUCCAUGUUGUGGAGCAGAGGAUGAGGGUUGCUAUUGAUCAAGGACUCAGCUCCAGGUAUAAUGAUGUGGCUUCCGUUAAGUGUUUUCCAACAUACGUUAGAUAUCUUCCAUCAGGUGAGGAGGUGGGCCGAUUUCUAGCUCUGGAUCUGGGAGGAACUAAUUUCAGAGUGUUGGUGAUUGAUAUAAACGAUGAGAAGAAAUGCAACAUGGAUUCAAAAAUAUUUGCGAUACCUAAAGAAAUUAUGGAGGGUUCCGGGACACAACUUUUUGAUCACAUCGCUCAGUGUUUGGCAGAAUUUAUUGUCGAGAAGAACCUAAAAGAUGAAACCCACAGAUUGCCCCUGGGAUUCACGUUUAGUUUCCCCUGUAAACAGGAGGGGUUAGCUGUUGGUAGACUUACAACUUGGACUAAGGGAUUUAAAUGUUCUGGGGUGGAGGGGGAGGAUGUGGUCCAACUUCUUAAAGAAGCGAUAGGUAGAAGAGGAGAUAUUGAUAUAGAGGUGUGUGCAAUACUUAACGAUACAACAGGAUGUUUGAUGUCCUCGGCUUGGAAAAACAAGAAGUGCAGGAUCGGAAUGAUUAUCGGAACCGGAACUAAUGCGUGUUAUCUUGAGGAUAUUGAAAAUGUAGAGGUCUGGGACGGCGAUCAUGGGGAGCCUAAACAUGUCAUCAUCAACACAGAGUGGGGGGCGUUCGGAGAUCAGGGGGAGCUUGACUUUAUCAGGACCAAGUGGGAUAUGGCGGUUGAUGAGGGAAGUUUGAACCCGGGGAAGCAAACCUUUGAAAAGAUGAUUUCCGGGAUGUAUAUGGGAGAAAUAGUCAGACAGGUCCUGGUGGAUAUGGUUUGGGAGAAUCUGAUCUUCACGGACCAGAACACGGACUCCCUGUUUGAGUGGGGCGGGUUUAAGACCAAGUUUGUCUCCAAGAUCGAGGCAGAUCAGGUUGGGGACUACACCAAGUGCAGGAAGGUUCUGGCGGAGCUAGGGAUGCCAGAUGUAUCAGAGGAGGAUUGCUCUGCAGUAAGGUAUAUUUGUGAGCUGGUGUCUAGAAGAGCCGGGUUCAUGGCAUCUGCAGGAAUAACUGCUCUGCUGAAGAAAAUGGAUUACCAUGAUGUGGUGGUCGCCAUUGAUGGAUCAGUUUUCAGGUAUCAUCCGCACUUCCCAAACAUCAUGAAGUCCCGUAUCGCGCAGUUGAUGGGGGUUGAAUAUCAGUUCGACCUGAUGCUGUCAACAGAUGGGUCAGGUCGUGGCGCUGCUCUGGUAGCUGCCGUUCUUAAGAACCAGGAGGAGAAGAAGAACAAAUCAGAGGAGUAAAUAGAAAUCAUCCGUAUUUAGAAUUUAAAAAAAGA